Triticum urartu is the source of this 3484-nucleotide messenger RNA. RefSeq lists its product as uncharacterized. The record is from RefSeq and is a predicted model, not a curated record. Lineage: Eukaryota; Viridiplantae; Streptophyta; Magnoliopsida; Poales; Poaceae.
GGUGGCGACACACCUGCUCCGGCUCCGCCAUUGGUACGACUUUGGUAGAGCACGAGGCCAAGGCUGCACACCAAAAGAGGCGUCGUCGUCACUCCUCUUGCCUCCUCCUGACCGCCUCUGCCAGCACGCGCUUUUUGGGCCUCCUCGUCCCUCCCGUCCCCUCGCAUCUCUGUCCCGCUUCUCCAUUCCGCUCCGACGUCAGAUCCGGAUGGAUCCGCCCCCGCCCGCGGCGAGCCCGCCGUCGAGGCCCCCGGACGCGUCGGAGGAGCCGGGCGCCCCUGCCACCGCCACCGCCACCGCCAGCGCCGCUCCCGUCACAGACACUACUGACAGUACACAAGCUGAUGCUCAAGGAGGACUACAUGACACAGCUAUUAGCAAUCCGGAGAAUAACAAUGACACCUCCACUUCGACUCGAGGAGAUUCACAUUCACCCUGGAUUUCGGAAGAACAUUUGGGUGAAAGUUUAGUGCAGACUACCUCCAAGCAGGCAGCAAACUCAGAUGGGACAAGGAAGAGGAAUUUUCAGCCUGGAAAUAAAGAGGCAGUACAUGCUCCUAGUGCUGGCAGCAAAUCUCACGCACGUGACAUCUCUGUGGUGGAAACUAAAGAUGCAAGGAGCAAGUUCUUGAAGAAAUCCGAUAACGAGGAUCCAGCAUGUGAAGACAGGAAGAAUGCCGAUUUGGCAGGGAUCUCGGAAGAAUUGAAGGAAAACAAUAACAGAUCUUCUCUUAACUCUAGCAGCUUGAAGGAUGAGAAGAAGCAAAAGAAUAGAAGCAGAGGAAAAGAGAAUAGCAAUCAUGUUCAUAACACAAGCACUUCACAUGAUAUUUCUUUGCCAACUAGCGCUGGUACCUCUUGUUUGACGUCGAUGGUUACUGAGAACAAUGCAGAAGCUCCUAAAUGCAUGGGUUUGAGGCUAAAGAAAAAUCCAGAUGAUGUAUCCCUGACAAACUCAUUCACAGUAGUUAACGCAGAGACCACGGAUGGGGGAAAUUUGAAUGUAGACAGUACCAUUCAAAAGAACUUUGAUGAAGUUCUGCCUGGUUCACUUAAAGAGAAAGAAACUGAGAAUGUUGCAACAUCCUUGGAUUCAUCCGUGCUUCACUCCAGCCAACUGGCAAGCAGUAAUGUGUCUCUGAUGCCACUUCAAGGUGUUAUAGUUGAUGCAGAUGUGAAGACCAACUGCCUACAUUCAUCAACUGAAGAAAAAGUUUAUCGGAGUGCAGUUAGUGAAGAUGUUACCAAACCUUCUGAUCAUGUUUCCCAGCCUAACAUCGCAGAAGAGCACAAGAAUUUCGGGUCCGGUAAACAUAUGAGAGAAGCUAUUCUUCAUACAUCAGUUAAUAGUGCUGGAAUAGAAAAGGUCUUACCAUCUGAAAAUCAGAAGAACCAGUCGUAUCCAUUCAAUGAAGGCGCAAACUUCUUUCAGAGAGGAAACGCAGACCGUAACUUUAGGGCAGAUGUUCAUCACCGUAGGAACAUCUAUGGAUCAGGAGGCAUGGGGAAUUCAGAGUAUGAAUUUCAGAGGAACCAGUCACAUCCAUUCAGUGAAGGUAGAAACUUCUUUCCGCUAGGAAGGGAAGACCCUAACUUAAGGGCAGGUGUUCAUCACAGUAUGGACAUGUAUGGAUCAGGAGGCAUGGGGAAUUCAGAGUAUGGGUUGCAGAGGAACCGGUCGUAUUCAUUCAAUGAAGGUGCAGACUUCUUUCAGCUAAGAAGGGCUGACCCUAACUUUAGGGUAGGUGUUCAUCACAGUAUGAACAUCUAUGGAUCAGGCGCCAUGGAGAAUUCGGAGCAUGGAUUUCAGAGGAACCGGUCUUAUCCAUUUGAUGAAGGUGCAAACUUCUUUCAGCUAGGAAGGCCAGACCCUAACUUCAGGGCAGGUGUUCGUCACAAUAUGAAUAUCUAUGGAUCAGGCACCAUGGGGAACUCAGAGGAUGGAUUUCAGAGGAACCAGUCGUAUCCAUUCUAUGAAGGUGAAAACUUCUCUCAGCUAGGAAGGCCAGACCCUAACUUUAGGGCAGGUGUUCAUCACAAUAGGAACAUCUAUGGAUCAGGCGCCAUGGGGAAUUCAGAACAUGGAUUUCAGAGGAACCAGUCGUAUCCAUUCGAUGAAGGUGCAAACUUCUUUCAGCUAGGAAGGCCAGACCCUAACUUUAGGGCAGGUGUUCAUCACAGUAUGAACAUCUAUGGAUCAGGCGCCAUGGGGAGUUCAGAGCAUGGAUUUCAGAGGAACCAGUCGUAUUUAUUCAAUGAAGGUGCAAACUUCUUUCAGCCAGGAAGACCAGACCCUAACUUUAGGGAAGGUGUUCAUCACAGUAUGAACAUGUAUGGAUCAGACGCCAGGAGGAAUUCAGAGCAUGGAUUUGGAAGAAGCUAUUUGGAUCAUACCAGUACCGUAAAGAAUGAAAUGCAGGAGAAAGAACGAACUUGCUUAUCAACAAAUCACAACAAUGACCAGAUAAGCCCUUCAAAUUUAGCUCAGGCAUAUAGCGAAAAGCUUAGAAUGUCCUUCCCUCCAAGAGAUUCCUUGACAGGGUUUCGGAAGAAAAAGCUUCUUAUUCUAGAUCUCAAUGGCCUUCUUGCGGAUAUCAAUGAAGAUUUCCACAAUGCUCACAUGGCUGAUGCAAAGGUUCGAAGGAAACUAGUCUUCCGAAGGCCUCACUGUGAUGAUUUUCUCAACUUCUGCAUAAAAAAAUUCGAGCUAGGUGUAUGGUCCUCAAGGAAACGGAAAAAUGUUGAUUCUGUUGUUGACAUCCUUAUGAGAGAUUUCAAACCAUACCUACUGUUUUCUUGGGCCAGGGAUAAAUGCACAAUGACUGGACGGAACACACUGGAGAACGUGCACAAACCAAUAGUACUGAAGGAAUUGAAGAAACUAUGGAAUAAGGAAGAACCUGGUCUUCCAUGGAAGGAGGGGGAAUUUUCACCUUCCAAUACAUUACUUGUGGACGAUUCUCCUUACAAGGCUCUGCGUAAUCCGCCACAUACUGCCAUUUUUCCUCAGCCGUUCAGCUAUCUUAACCGGAACGACAAUUCAUUGGGUCCUGGUGGAGAUCUUCGCAUGUAUCUGGAGAAACUCGCUUUUGCAGAUGAUGUUGAGUGCUACGUUCGCAAUAAUCCAUUUGGUCAACCUUUUAUUACACAGAGUGAUCCACAUUGGGACUUCUAUGCUGAAAUAGCUGGUAAAGAGUAUGGCGCAUUAACUUGUGCCUGAACUUCCCAAUAUGUAGUGAGGCGGACUAGUAGACUGAUCUUGUGUUGAUUCUUCAGACAUGAGGGGAAGUUAUAGCAUGUUUGUUGUAUACCUGACCUCCAAACUAAUUUUACCGUGGGUUAUGGAAAAAGUUGGUGCAUCGAAGAUUGGAUUUUGGGUACCAACAGUUAUAACUUGUACGGAUGAUCUCAAGUGAAUAUGAAUGAAUUUUGAGACGGUGGCUUAAGUUUUUAAAAUUGUUUGUCACCGCCUUGUAUUUGUUCA